UCUCUCAAAGUCUCAACUCUCGACUCCUUGUUAAUCCCUCCUUGGCCUGGCCAGCAUCACCAAGCUUGCCUUUUUCCACAAAGACCCACUUGGUCUGCUUCGAAAUGGUUUGCUGAACUGUUGUCACCACUGGUCCUCACUUCAACAUCAAAGUCUCGAUUUCCCACCGUAACACUCGCUCUAAACGACAAGUUCAACCGUUUUAACCUGCUGUUUUGACUUGGCACGAUAUACUUCACGACCAUCCACGAAUAGGCACCAUCUUAAUUGAGUUCAUGCUUCGGGCCGCGCCACCAUUUUCAACAUGUCUCUCGAUAUCAACUCGUUGCUUAACCCCGAGAAGGCCGUCAACCGGGAGACGGAGGCUCUUAUGAUGUUCACGGGCAUAUUUGACGAGUUCAGAAAGACGUUUCCGCGGCACAGGCAGAGAGAAGGUGAAUUGGCGUACAUGGCAGACGUCACGAUGCAUGUUUUCGAUGCCUUCAAGAAGUUCACCGACGACUACCUGACGAAAGAGCGCUUGGAAUCGACCGGCCACAAUCUCGUAGACCAGGCAUACCGCGCUAAUGGGUUCAACGACAUGGGCAUUCUGGAAUUCGCAAAAACUCAACACAAAAUGCUAAACAAUAUGAAGGAAGAAAUCAACAGCAGUGCGGGCAAUCUGAAGACCAUCAGAGAUCGCGCAGCUCCACCACACCAAAACAGAUAUCUUCCAGAGUACAGACAGCACCCUAUGGCUUCGGACUCCAGCUCCAGGUCGUCAUUCUCCGUUUUAGGAUCGAGCUCGACAACAGGGUUCUCUGCGGUGGGAUCUCAGGCAUCAUUUUCUGACAGCUCGCGUACUUACCAUCCGUCUGAUGGUGACAGACGAUCAACCAGCCCACCAUCUCCACAUGACGAGGACGAGGAGGAGGAUGACGAUGUCUUGGAUGUGGACGACUCGGACGAGAGGAGCCCGAAUCGUGUGGAUAUGGACUCUCUUCGACACAGAGGUAAGGGCGAGUAUAGGUGCCCUUACUGGAGGACAUGCCAAAAAGGGGGUCAAAAUACCAACGGGGGACCCAAAAUCUUUCACCGGAACUGCAUGUACAGGCAACACUUGCAGAAGCAUUCCAAACCUCACAAGUGCCAACUACCAGGGUGUCCAAAUAAGGACGGGUUCGCCAGGAAGGACCAGUUAGUUCGACAUCAGCAAAAUGUCAAGCACGACCAGCCCUUACCGUUGCCUGGGGCCCGAAGGUAGUAUUGCAUCUAAGCUCAUGAAUUAGUCUGCAGCCGGGUUGAAUUCCGGACCAGCAACCGGGACAGCAUCCGGGGCAGGCAGAGCGAAUUCCAUUUACAGCACGACAUGAUGAUUGGGGGCAACAGCGGUUUUUUCUCUCUCUGUUUCUUGCUUGGUAUAAGGGACAAGCAUUCCACGGCG
Messenger RNA from Colletotrichum acutatum, 1423 nucleotides. RefSeq lists its product as uncharacterized. The record is from RefSeq and is a predicted model, not a curated record. The transcript has 3 exons. NCBI's taxonomy places the organism in Eukaryota, Fungi, Ascomycota, Sordariomycetes, Glomerellales, Glomerellaceae. Bases 305 to 1243 code for a protein of 312 amino acids.